GUGCGGCAGUGUGCGGAAAUAAAAGCCGCCGCUCGGUUCGAGUCUCUUCACCCCGUUUCCUUCCUCACACCGAACCGCUGUACAGAUGUGCGUCCUCAAGUCCGCGCUCGCGCUCGCCUGCCUCGCGCUGUUGGUGUCUGAGUGCGCGAGCUCCCCAGUCGGCAGAUGCGGGAUGCUGGGGCAGUGUGCACAGGUGAACUCCAGCAGGAGUGCUGACUCUGUGAAUGUGUCUCUGUAUUACGAGUCUCUGUGUCCUGGCUGCCGGCAGUUCCUGGUGUUGGAGCUCAUGCCGACCUUCUUCAUGCUUUAUGACAUCAUGAAUUUGGAACUUGUCCCGUACGGCAACGCAGAGGAGAAGCAGGUCGGAGACAAGUACGAGUUCACCUGUCAGCACGGACCAGACGAGUGUCUGGGCAACAUGAUCGAGACGUGUGUGAUGGAGAAAGUGCCCAAAACUGCAGUGUUCGUGAUUAACUGCAUGGAAACGGCUGGGAAUGUGGUGAAGGCGGCGGAACCUUGUCUGGCCCUGUUCAGCCCAGACUCAAGCUUCGAUGAUGUCAUGGCGUGUGUGAACGGUGACGAGGGAAAUCAGUUAAUGCACCAGAACGCCAAGGCAACCGCAGCUUUACAGCCACCACAUGAGUACGUCCCGUGGGUCACCAUCAACGGAGAGCACACUGAUGACCUGCAGGAGAAAGCAAUGAACUCGCUCUUCCUACUCGUCUGCAGUCUGUACAAGGGUAAGGCUCCACCAGCGUGCUCUCUCGGAAAGAAGGCGGUAAAGACGAGUUACUGCUGAAGAUGUUGAAAUGUGACUGUAAAGCUGAAUCAGUAACUCAGUGAAUGAUGACUGUAAUGCAGUGGUGAUUUUUCUACACACUGUUCAGGAACGCUGUACGAGUGUCGACACUAAAGCGCUCAGCCACAAUUAUUUGAAUAAAACAACCUUUUACAUCAAUAAUCUUUUUACAAUCGUUUUAAUAUAAUAAACAGUAAACAGGCUUUUUUAUCA
Messenger RNA from Neoarius graeffei (lesser salmon catfish), 1012 nucleotides. Its product is annotated as gamma-interferon-inducible lysosomal thiol reductase-like. Bases 86 to 799 code for a protein of 237 amino acids. Gene Ontology annotation, molecular function: oxidoreductase activity, acting on a sulfur group of donors, disulfide as acceptor. NCBI's taxonomy places the organism in Eukaryota, Metazoa, Chordata, Actinopteri, Siluriformes, Ariidae. Gene Ontology annotation, cellular component: lysosome. The record is from RefSeq and is a predicted model, not a curated record. The transcript is spliced from 7 exons.